This is a messenger RNA of Apiotrichum porosum, 1701 nucleotides long. RefSeq lists its product as uncharacterized. The transcript is spliced from 2 exons. The record is from RefSeq and is a predicted model, not a curated record. Bases 1 to 1701 code for a protein of 566 amino acids. Lineage: Eukaryota; Fungi; Basidiomycota; Tremellomycetes; Trichosporonales; Trichosporonaceae.
AUGUCGGUGAGAGUGCCCUCCAGGCGUUCGAUACGACCACUCGUAGUGUCCUUGCCGUCUGUUCCUGCGAGCUCGUUUCUCUCCCUGGGAUGUGGCAAUGGCGCAACGCCGGAUGCCGUUUCCAUCACAGUCUCCGAGCUCGCCAAGGAGCACCCCCAUGCCUUUGACGUGUUGGUGCUCAAGUUUCGCCAGCAGCAACGCGGCCUGCUCUCGAUGCAGGAUGCAUGUGAAGCUAUCAGCAUGGUCCAGCACGAGUUGGAAGAGUUGUGCGGCGCAAUCCAACGGGCAAUCUGCAAGUGGUGUGGGAGCGUCACGGAAGACGACUGGCGACUGGCACGCACCGCCGACACUGCUCUGUCGCCUGCUCUAGCCAAUCUACGUGGAGACGAACACCUGUACUUUGCGCCGACCAGUGACACCGAGCUCACAUGCAUGCGCGCGGCGCGUGGUCCGCCGUUCAAGCGUUGCAGGGCAUACAAGCUCUACCGCGCGCUCCGCCUCGCUCGAGCCCACGUUGAAUUGCCCAAGGACUUGAGUACGAGCUGGCGAGACCUCGAGGACAUGUCCAUCACGUUUGAGGCGACGACCCGGUUGAUGCAUGUCCACGACGACGAACCGCCCACUCCACCGCCGUCGCCCAUGACCCCCGACCCAAGGUCGGAAGAAUGGUGGACCGUCAUGGAAGGCGGUGUCGACAUUUUCGAAGGGCCCUACGGCCGCGACAUCCAGUACAGCCUCGACCGUGCAACGUGGUUGGAGUUGACUCCAGCAGAGCGCCUCGUGGCUGUCCACGCCGGUGGCGCGUUCUUACGAGACGAAGGAAUCCCUAUCGGUCUGUCUGAGAAAGCAAAUUCCGCUGCAGCGCGCCAAGAUCUUGACCACCGCAUGCAUGGCCACAUUGGUGUUGUUGCACGCAAUGGCAUCGCACAGGCGCUGUUCCACCUCCUUGCCCUCCACGAAAUGUGCGGCUCCGUCUACGGCUCAGCCAUCAUCGCUACGCGCUUCCUGCGCUUUUACGUCCUGGCGCCCAACCGUAUUGCAGUUGAGCUGCCCCCCACAGACGGAUACAGCACCACGGACAGACCACCAUUUGAGCGGAUGGGGUUGCCCUACCAGGCACUCUUCACGUCAUCAUCCGCCUACGAGCGCAUACCGCUUUCGUUCACCACAAGCCGCGAGAUCGAAUACCCUACGGACCCGGCAGUGGUGCAUGGCUCGGUAGAGGGGAGAGACACGGCAGACGCACAUGUUGCGGCGGAUCUGCCCGCAGAGCUCGACUCGGAGACUUUGCAGACGUUUGUCAACUAUGGCAUGGCCGCAGUCGUCCGAAUCGCCAAUCUAAAUUACAACCGUCCACUCACGCGGCUACCGACGACCCUCCAAGACGGGGGAGUGGAAGGACUCGAGACACCACGACAGGGAGCUGCAUUACCAGCCGACCUGCUGUCUGCGGUGGAAGGUCUUUCGCUCGUCGCAGCCGUCGACGACGACACGGGUUCCGAAACCUCGAGCGAGGACGUGCCGGACCAGGUGGCGAUCGAGACUGGACCGGUGGACGUGUACGCUCUCGAGCAGGUACUCUCCCACCUCGCAUCCUAUGUUCCAGUGACCUGUGCGGAGAUGGACAUGCUUAUCGCCCAACAACUCGAGGCCGACCUCGUAGCGUACAAGCCCGUAUCCGAUUUCCCGACACCAAUCUAA